CGAGCGGCAGAAAAUAUUUCUACUGCGACAUCAAAUCGAGAGCAGAGGAGAGGGAGAGAACAACAGAGUAGAAACACAGCUCUAGGAGAGAGAUCGACAGAUGCACGAGGCUAUGCAACGGACAGUAAAGCUCGUGCACACGCCAGUUCCCACGGGCAUUGGGAACGAAGCAAACCUUGACGAAGAGGGAGUCAAAGAAUGCCUCAUCUGCUUCGGACGAGGGAUAGAUACGAUUCUCCUCCCUUGCCAGCAUUCUGGACUAUGUGUGUCAUGUGCUGAAAGUGUACUUCGAAGAUCGCCUUCCUUAUGCCCUAUCUGCCGCAUGGAAGUCUGUGAGGUCCUCCGCUUCGUCGGGGAGGAGAGCGUUUCCAUCACCGUAGACAACAAGGGCGACAACACGUUGCCACCAGACUUACAGGCUGAAUCCAACCAAGAGACAUCGCGAUCCUCGCCUUCCACUGAACUAGUGGAAUGCUCAAACGCGGAAGCCACAACGAGAGGUCAACAAUCAGAUGAUGACGGGGAAAGAGAAUGAUUAGGUGUGCCAUGUACAAUAGAUGGGUUUGAAAUCUU
This is a messenger RNA of Guillardia theta CCMP2712, 573 nucleotides long. RefSeq lists its product as hypothetical. The record is from RefSeq and is a predicted model, not a curated record. The transcript is spliced from 6 exons. The coding region runs from base 101 to 535 and encodes 144 amino acids. Gene Ontology annotation, molecular function: ubiquitin protein ligase activity. Lineage: Eukaryota; Cryptophyceae; Pyrenomonadales; Geminigeraceae. Gene Ontology annotation, biological process: protein ubiquitination.